Molecule: messenger RNA, 1263 nt
Organism: Drosophila simulans
Lineage: Eukaryota; Metazoa; Arthropoda; Insecta; Diptera; Drosophilidae
Product: beta-1,3-galactosyltransferase 1
Exons: 2
Coding region: 1-1263 (420 amino acids)
Cellular component (GO): membrane
Molecular function (GO): hexosyltransferase activity
Source: RefSeq, a predicted model, not a curated record
AUGCAUAUUAGGCUCGUGGACGAGCUUAAGCGGCUCUAUGGGAUCGUGGCCAGAAUCUGGCUAUUUAUCAGAAGGUACAAGGCUAUUAUUAUCCUAGCAGUGUUCUUGGCCUACAGGAUAUAUACUUUAAAGCCAGAUCCAAGCAAGCGGAACGCAUCUUUGCCUGGAUGGAGUCGUGAUGCGCCCAGAAGUAUAGCCGAUUACUUGGAUCCAACCAAGGACACGGCGCUCAUUGUUCCGCGAGAUUUCUGUCGGAGCAAGGCCUUGCUGACAAUAGCAGUAUGCUCCUAUGUGCACCACUUUGAACGGCGACGAGCUAUCCGCAUGCUUUGGGGCAACUCCACCGACUUCAACUACUCUGUCUUUGUAAAGCUGCAUGGUCAUCUUAAAGGACGAUACCAGGACGUGCUGCCCGAGCGUCUAAAACUGUAUAGCGAGUAUCUCAGUGGUGAGGGUGAUUCACUAAAGGCCUCCAUACGGAUCGUCUUCAUUCUGGGCCGCAGGAACUUGGCUUCCCUGCUUGAGAAUGAGGCGGUGGCCAGCGAGGCGGAGAAGUAUAAUGAUGUUAUCCAGGAGAACUUCAUUGACACCUACAACAACUUGACCAUCAAGGCUGUGAUGGCGCUAAAGCACAUCACCCAGAGUUGUCUAAACACAACAGCGUUCUACUUCAAGUGCGACGACGACACCUUCGUCAAUGUGCCUAACAUACUGCACUUCCUGCUCGGAGGAACGAUUCCUGUGAACGUGGUUACGGCAGGGUUCCAUUACGGCAACACAUACGAGGUCACAUCGCCGCGAAAACGAUUGACGGCUCGCAGGGAGAUGAUGUACGGACGCCAGCACUGCAAUGUUUCGCCGGUAACCAAUAAGUUGAAGAAAUGGUACAUGCCAGCGUACAUGUUCCGGGGUGGAGUGUAUCCCAGGUACCUGUGCGGAUCCGGCUACUUGCUGUCCAUUGAUGUGGUGCCACGUCUGUACAAGGCGUCGCUGGGCACUAGAAUCGUGCACUUGGAAGACAUGUUCGUCACCGGACUGUGUGCAGAGAAGGCUGGCAUCAAGCGAACGAACCACCCGCUCUUCAGGUCCAGCUAUCCCUAUGAAGGGGAUGAAGAGUGCGCCCUCAAGGGAUCCUUCACCGUUCACCGUGCAAAGGAUUAUGUCAUGUGGGAGGCCUGGUACCGAGUCACCAACUUCAGCAGCAAGUGCCCUCCACCAAACAAGGACUUCCACCUGCGUCUGCCCAAGAUGCAAAGGUGCUAG